Messenger RNA from Dothidotthia symphoricarpi CBS 119687, 2710 nucleotides. RefSeq names its product acid protease. The transcript is spliced from 2 exons. Bases 143 to 2272 code for a protein of 709 amino acids. Gene Ontology annotation, biological process: proteolysis. Gene Ontology annotation, cellular component: fungal-type vacuole. Lineage: Eukaryota; Fungi; Ascomycota; Dothideomycetes; Pleosporales; Dothidotthiaceae. Gene Ontology annotation, molecular function: aspartic-type endopeptidase activity. The record is from RefSeq and is a predicted model, not a curated record.
AAGUUGUCCUCAGAAUCCACAGGUUGAUCCAGGAUUGAUUUAGCUUGCUUUAUCGACAGCGCCCAUUCCUAUUUGUAGAUUCUUUUUACCGCUUGAACGUUUUGCGUUGUCUCUCCUCCUCACAGCAUGCUCAAAUUUCGUCAUGUACUUCAGUAAGCGUGCCGAUACAAACGCGACAAUUCAACUGCCACCGAAGCCAGUUGUUGUGAGUCCAAGUGGGUCGUUUGAUGGCAAUGACGGAAAAUGGUCAACGUUCUUAAUCAACAUCGGCUCAGACAACGACGGCAACGGGCAGAACUUCAAGGUCCUUAUUUCGACAUCUUCUCCACUGACUCUGGUGCCUCAGCAAACGGACUGGUGCAACAAUGACUGCGCAAAAGACCGAGGAAUCCUUCUCUAUAACAACCAGCAACCGCUAGGCGCGGAAGACUCGCAGUACUGGCAAAAGGCUGGCACAUAUGUCAUCCCCGACACUGAUUCGUGGUCGAACGACUCCCUCGCCGGAAAUUGGGGACUGGACAACGUAGGACUUGGUCUUAGUUCGAAAGAGAGUUUGAUCCUUGCUGAACGAUAUGUUGUCAAGUACAUAUUCGAGGAUUUCUUCUUGGGCUCCUUUGGACUGACAGUGGGAGAGGUCGGCCCAAAUGGUGGGAGCAAGCCAACCUUCCUGAGCGAAUUCGCCAAUUCUAAUCAAAUCGCAAGUAGCUCAUAUGGUUACACGGCAGGUGCCCACUACAGAAACAACGGAAAAGGUGUUCUAGGCAACCUGGUUCUUGGAGGCUACGACAAAUCACGAUUAACACGACAAGGCACGUCUAUCAGUAUGGCUAAUGAGAAAGACAAUGCACUCAUCGUUGACGUUAUAUCCAUCAUGUAUGAGCCCGAUCGAGAUGUUGAGGUAAACACUUUAUCUUUCACCCAGGAAGCAUUCAAAGCAACCAUCGACUCAACUCUCCCAUAUUUGAUGCUUCCAGUCAAUAUCUGCGACAAAUUCAAAGAGGAGUUCGGGCUGGAGUAUAACAAUGACACCAACCUGUACACAGUCAAUUCAACCGCACACAACUCAAACAUUCAAAAAAACGCUACAGUGUCUUUCAAGAUCGCAGACGCUCCGAUGGACAGCGCCGAAUUUGCCACCAUAACUCUCCCAUACGCAGCCUUCGAUCUCCAGGCUAGCUUUCCCAUAUACGAAGACGCGCGCAAUUACUUUCCUAUCAAGAGGUCAGAGAACAACGUCAACAUCCUAGGCCGCACAUUCCUCCAAGAGGCUUACAUCAUUGUCGAUUACGAACGCGCCAACUUCACUGUUGCACCAGCUCGUUUCUCUCAGCCCAUGCCGGACGAAGAGCUCGAAACUAUCUUCAACAAGACAUUUGUUCUACCUACAGUAUUGCCAACUCCCCAUAAUUCGAACGAUGGAAUGUCUCCAGGCGCAAUUGCUGGCAUUGUAGUAGGCGUUGUUCUGGUUUUCUUGCUCGCAGGGCUCGGCGCUUUCUUCUUUUGGAAGAAGAAAAGAAACACAAGGCAGGAGAGACUACAGCAAAAUGUUGCUACCUCUGAAAUUGAUACAACGGCUGCAGGCAAUCAGUUCAGGCGCCGAAAUGUUUCAGAGCUUACGGGUUCGGAUGUUCCUCAUUCGCCGAAACCCUCAAUGGGAGGCUACUACGGUAGCGAUCACAAGUUAAUUCCGCCUAUCAGUGAGCUGUCUCCGGAAAGUCCUCCUUCGGAGCUCUAUAGUCCACUGCCGGGAAAUGAAGGAGGUAGAGAUGGCUACGACUACUUCGCUGCUGGCAGUAGGGUACGCCGGCGCGGCGCGCAGAGAGAUAGAGAGUCGUCAGGUCAAAACACUCCAAGAACUCCAAUAGCGGAACUACCUGGAGAUGGAAUCAAGCUUCCCGUCUCCAUACGUCAACUCGAUAAUGUGGGUCCAGUUCAAGACCUAAAGCACAGUCGAGGACCUAGCAAUGUUUCGCUCUCAAGCAACAUCGAUGGCAUACUGGCAGAGAGUAGGCAGGAAACCAAAUCAGGCAAAAGUUCUGAAGAGCUGAAGCAAGCCGCUGAACCUGGCGAGGCUACAGUUGAGGGUAGCGAGUCUCAACCUCAUCAUGAAUUGGACCGCCGGCCCUCGCAUAACAGAGGAUUGAGCGACGUCACGGUUCAGAGCGACAGCACAGCUGUCUCUCAGCCAACGCCCGAGGAACUUGAGCGCUGGGAAACGAUGAGCGCAGAUGAUCGACCCAUGUCCCCUGUUGAGGAGGUGAGGAAAAGUUGAGCCGGAGCACAGUCUGAUGGAUUUACGAAUGAGGAACGUGUCUUUUUAUGGCUUUCUCAUCCUCGUGGCUGAUAUCAGCGAUGGGAUUUGGUGCACACACAUGCUUCUCUCUAGAAGCUUUUGGGACAAGGCGUGAUGCUCGAUCGAAUGAUACCCACCUAAUACGCUCGCUACAAUAAGCUAUCACGCUACCACGUUUUCUGACAUUGAGCCGGUGCUUGUGAGUUGCGCAAUCGGACCGUUACACGGCUGAGCAUUGCUUCCUCACAUUCUCCCGCAUCAUAAGCAGGUGCACUGGGCACAUGUUUAGCUCCCGAGAGACUAAUUUUCAGCCCCCCGUGUCAGGUCCUCUUACUUGCAUUACGCGUUUAGCAUGACUCGCUGCUCGUGCCCUUGGUAGCGUUGAUCAAUCAGCCAAGGUACCCAUUCUCUAGCGCU